AUGGUGUCCGUGGGUACUGUGUCCUGCCAGUGUUUCCCCUGGUGCCUGCCAAACCUUUCAGAAAUUGAAUGGGGCCACUGGACACCAGUACUGGAAUGUAUCCUUUCGGGCAUUAUGUCUGUGAACGGCAAGAAGGUCUUGCACAUGGACCGGAACCCGUAUUACGGCGGGGAGAGCUCCUCGAUCACACCCCUGGAAGAGCUCUACAAGCGCUUUGAGAUUGCUGAGGGCCCCCCUGAAUCGAUGGGCCGUGGCCGGGACUGGAACGUUGACCUGAUCCCUAAAUUCCUCAUGGCCAACGGCCAGCUGGUGAAGAUGCUGCUGUAUACGGAAGUGACGCGCUAUCUAGACUUCAAAGUGGUGGAGGGCAGCUUCGUCUACAAGGCGGGGAAGAUCUACAAGGUGCCGUCGACGGAGACCGAGGCUCUGGCAUCCAAUCUCAUGGGCAUGUUCGAGAAGCGCCGCUUCCGCAAGUUCCUGGUCUUUGUGGCGAACUUCGAUGAAAACGACCCGAAGACACUGGAAGGGGUGGAUCCACACACCACCACCAUGCGCGAGGUCUAUCGACGCUUCGACCUGGGCCAGGAUGUCAUUGACUUCACAGGCCAUGCGCUGGCACUCUACCGCACCGACGACUACUUGGAUCAGCCCUGCUUGGAGACCAUCAACCGCAUCAAACUGUACAGCGAAUCACUGGCCCGCUACGGCAAAAGCCCCUACCUCUACCCUCUCUACGGUCUGGGGGAGCUCCCUCAAGGCUUUGCCAGGCUCAGCGCUAUCUACGGUGGCACCUACAUGCUCAACAAACCAGUGGAUGAGAUUGUCAUGGAAGGCGGCAAGGUGGUGGGGGUCAAAUCGGAAGGAGAGGUGGCACGCUGCAAGCAGUUGAUCUGUGACCCCAGCUACGUGCCGGACCGGGUGCGCCCAGCGGGGAAGGUUGUUCGCGUCAUCUGCAUCCUGAGCCACCCUAUCCGAAACACCAAUGACUCCAAUUCCUGUCAAAUCAUCAUCCCCCAGAACCAAUUAGGGCGCAAAUCAGAUAUCUACGUCUGCCUCAUCUCCUCUGCCCACAACGUGGCGGCCCAGGGCAAGUACAUAGCCAUCGCCAGUACCACGGUGGAGACGGACUCUCCCGAGAGCGAAGUGCAGCCAGCUCUCGAUCUGUUGGAACCCGUCGACCAAAAGUUUGUGGCCAUCAGUGACAUAUAUGAACCAACUGAGGACGGGACUGAAAGUCAGAUAUUCUGCUCACGAUCGUACGAUGCCACCACUCACUUUGAGACGACAUGCGAUGACAUCAAAGACAUUUACCGGCGCAUGGCGGGGGCCCCCUUUGACUUUGAGAGCAUGAAACGGCGCCAGAACGAUGUCUUUGGCGAGGAUGAGCAGUGACCACUCCCCGUCCGUUCCUUCCCCCCCUCCCCCCCAUUUUUUCCUGUGCAAG
This is a messenger RNA of Euleptes europaea (tarantolino), 1444 nucleotides long. RefSeq names its product rab GDP dissociation inhibitor alpha. Lineage: Eukaryota; Metazoa; Chordata; Lepidosauria; Squamata; Sphaerodactylidae. Gene Ontology annotation, cellular component: cytoplasm. Gene Ontology annotation, biological process: protein transport; vesicle-mediated transport; small GTPase-mediated signal transduction. The transcript is spliced from 11 exons. The coding region runs from base 1 to 1392 and encodes 463 amino acids. Gene Ontology annotation, molecular function: Rab GDP-dissociation inhibitor activity. The record is from RefSeq and is a predicted model, not a curated record.